CAUCACUUCGAGGAGCACCAGACUUUCUCUCUCCUGUCGAUGGAAUAUUGCGCCGCAGGCGACCUGCACAACUUCAUCCAUAGUGUACAAGACGAGCACAAGCGCUCCUCGGACUUGUGUCGAAUGGCUGCUGAGCUUGUAUGCGCUGUGCACCACUGUCAUUACGGUAUGGGUCCCCACUAUCUGCUGCACGGCGAUAUCAAGCCGUCGAAUGUGUUGAUCGCAGCAGACGGCACCGUCAAAUUAGCCGACUUUGGCCUGUCGAGGCUCAAGAGUGGCGGCCACCUGGAACGAUGGAACUUCGUCGGCACGCCUGGCUAUACAGCUCCAGAGAUCCUCCGGCGUUUUCCUUAUGGACCAGCCAGCGACGUUUGGUCUCUCGGUUGUACCUUGUACGAGCUCUUCACCUCCAGGCGAGUGGAAGCGAGAUGGACGGAGUGCUUUCGUAGUCUCUGUAGCUGACAGCCAUCGCAGGAUGCUUUUCCAAGAGGUGCCGGCUCUGUCGACGCGGACAAAACAAGGUCUGCUCAAAGAUUCUUUCCACAAAGAGGCUCUGGCCUUGCUGUCGUCGCACUGCACUGAUUUGAUCGAGUCAACUACACGAGUUCACGCGAGUGAGCGGCCGACGACCGCCGCACUUCUGGCUCAGUCCCACAUUCUGGUGUGGUUGAAGGACGCCGUUGCUUCGCCAGGUGUCGUUCAAGGUGGCGGGCGUUCUUUUGAGCGACGAGGCGGCCACAUCGAGC
This is a messenger RNA of Jaminaea rosea, 746 nucleotides long. Its product is annotated as kinase-like protein. The coding region runs from base 40 to 462 and encodes 140 amino acids. The record is from RefSeq and is a predicted model, not a curated record. The transcript is spliced from 6 exons. NCBI's taxonomy places the organism in Eukaryota, Fungi, Basidiomycota, Exobasidiomycetes, Microstromatales. Gene Ontology annotation, molecular function: ATP binding; protein kinase activity. Gene Ontology annotation, biological process: protein phosphorylation.